AUGAUGACUCGCGAGUACCAGGGGACAAUGGCGGGCAGGAGGCGGCGGGGCCGCGUCGCUCCGGCUAACGAGUGUCGCGCCGGUCGCGCCGAACGGAGCCCUGAUGAGAUGGGAUUGGGUUCAAAAUGGCGACCGUCGCGAUCCCCCGUGUCGGUGUGGGUGCGUGAGUGCGCGGCGCAGGCGCAGCGCGGCACAAGUGAAUUAUUCGCGAGA
Iphiclides podalirius (scarce swallowtail) is the source of this 213-nucleotide messenger RNA. NCBI's taxonomy places the organism in Eukaryota, Metazoa, Arthropoda, Insecta, Lepidoptera, Papilionidae. The record is from the annotation of a GenBank genome assembly.